AUGGUGCAGUCAGGCCGUGCAGGCGCAGCGGGGCUGUGUGAGCGCAGGGCAGAGCGCAGCGGGCAGGCGAGGGCUGUGCAGGGGCAGCUGGCGGGAGCGCAGGCACGGAGGGUGUCAGUGGCGGGCGCCGAGGGCAGCGGCUGCCGGAGCGGGGGCCCCGCUGGGCCGGAGCCGGCUCGGGGCCGCUGCCGCCCGCCGGCGCAGGGCGAGGCAGCGAACGGCCCCGCUCGCAGGCAGCGCAUCCGCCCGGGGCCGGGCCGGGCCGGGCGGGCGUCCGGCUGCUGCCGCCGUGCCCGGCUGCCCCCGCCCGCCCGCCCGCCGUGCCCGCGCUCCCCUCCCGGCCGCGCUCCGCUCGGGGCUCCGCCGGGGCCGGGCCGGGCCCGCUCCGCUGCCGGGACGCGGCUGCCGGGGCUGCCCGCGCUGCCGAGCCUGGAGGGGCCGCAUCCUGCUGGAAACGCCCGCUCGCAUCCCCCGAGCCCCGCUCACCCCGGCGCCUGCCCCGCUGCUCCCGUGGCCGGGCUCCCGGCGCGCUGCUCCCGCUAUAAAUAG
This is a messenger RNA of Camarhynchus parvulus, 549 nucleotides long. RefSeq names its product basic proline-rich protein-like. Bases 1 to 549 code for a protein of 182 amino acids. The transcript has a single exon. Lineage: Eukaryota; Metazoa; Chordata; Aves; Passeriformes; Thraupidae. The record is from RefSeq and is a predicted model, not a curated record.